Nasonia vitripennis (jewel wasp) is the source of this 786-nucleotide messenger RNA. It is a transcript of the gene Ercc1, whose product is annotated as DNA excision repair protein ERCC-1. Gene Ontology annotation, molecular function: damaged DNA binding; single-stranded DNA binding. Gene Ontology annotation, biological process: UV-damage excision repair; nucleotide-excision repair; meiotic mismatch repair. The transcript has 5 exons. Bases 1 to 786 code for a protein of 261 amino acids. The record is from RefSeq and is a predicted model, not a curated record. NCBI's taxonomy places the organism in Eukaryota, Metazoa, Arthropoda, Insecta, Hymenoptera, Pteromalidae. Gene Ontology annotation, cellular component: nucleus; ERCC4-ERCC1 complex; nucleotide-excision repair factor 1 complex.
AUGAGCAGUGAUAAAGAAAUUUCUAAAGAUGCACCGCAGGAGAAGAAAGCUAAAGUAGAUGAUGCAAAUUCAUUUGGGGCUGCUUUUAGUAACCUUAAGAAAUCUGAGUUCUUCAAAGAUGAACUUCCAGAAAGUACAAAAGGAGAAUCAUCCAAAAAUAAAAAUACGAAUUUGAAUCCACUUUUGAUAAACCCAAAACAAAGAGGUAAUCCAUUGUUGAAACAUAUCACUAGCGUACCUUAUGAGUAUUCUGAAAUUAUUCCAGACUAUGUUGUGGGUAAAACCUCUUGUAUUUUAUUUCUGUCUCUUCGAUAUCAUCAAUUAAAUCCAGAUUACAUUCAUGAACGUCUAAAGACACUGGGCUCAUCUUACAAUCUUCGAGUAUUAUUAGUUCAGGUUGAUGUAGCUGAACCACAUCAUUCACUGAAGCAUUUGACAAGAAUUUGUAUACUUGCUGAUCUAACACUAAUGCUGGCAUGGAGUGCAGAAGAAGCAGGAAAGAUUAUCGAAACCUACAAAGCAUACGAAAACAAGCCUCCUGAUAUGAUAAUGGAACGUAGUGAUACAGCUCCACAUCAAAAACUAAUAAAUGCACUGACUACUGUCAGAUCUGUAAAUAAAACUGAUGCUAUGACUCUUCUGUCAACAUUUGGAACUUUUAAAGAUAUAAUAGAAGCACCCUCUGCUUCAUUGGCUUUAUGCCCUGGAUUUGGUCCGCAAAAGGCACAACGGCUGAAUAAAACUUUGCAUGAAACAUUUUUACGGCAAAAAAAUACCAAGGAUUAA